AUGGAGACGACGGCCAAGUCGAACGAUGGCAUUUGGCUCUACGACGACACGCUGUACGCCGAGACGCUCACGGCGUACCCGAGCCGCGGCCACGACAGCUACGAGUUUUACCCGCACAAGAUCUCCGAGACCGACGACCCCAACGGCGCCUUGCGGCCCGGCGGCGCGCUCGACCUCACGAGUGCCGAAGCCAUUGGGCUCCUCGGACAGUACGUGGCCGUCGGUGUCAUCUACGGCUUUUUGCCAGCACUCGCAUACCCUGUCUACACGCAGUACCUCAAUUUCUCGGGGUACCAAGUCGCGUCCUACUCGACGCUUGUGAGCAUUUCGUGGUCGCUCAAGAUCUUCUUUGGUGUGCUCACGGACUGCUUCCCGCUGUUUGGCCUCAAGCGCAAGCCGUACAUGAUCAUCGGGUGGCUCCUCUGCAUCGCCGCGCUCUGCGGGCUCGCGUUCCGGCCGUUCCCAGACCCGUACCUCCCGCGCGCCCUCGCGGCCAACCUCACCGACGACGUCAUUCCGCGCGUCCGGGGCGGCGACUUCUCGGACCUCUCAGCGGACCAAGUCGCGAUGCUGCACCCGUCGGCCAAGAGCGAGGCGCUCUACUACAUCCUCCUCUCGAGCAUCGCAGGCUUUGGGUAUGUCAUGGCCGACGUCGCCGCGGACGCCAUGGUCGUCCAGUACGCCCAGCGCGAGCCGAUCGCGACGCGUGGAAAGCUCCAAUCGGCGAUUUACGGCACGCGGUACGCAGCGUCGCUCUUGCCGUCGCUCGUCACGGGGUUUUGUCUCAACGGGCACGAGUUUGGUGGCAGCUUUGACUGGGCGAUCAGCCUCAACGUGCUCUACGGCGUCAUGCUCCUUCCGUGCGUCGUCGCCAUUCUCUGUGUCAUUUUUCUCGUUCAAGAAGACCGCGAGUUUCGCCCGAUGCUGCGCUACUACGUGAGUACGCUCUGGCGCCUCUUGACGCUGCGGGUGACGUGGCAAAUCUGCGCGUUCCGAUUUUGUAGCAACUUUUGCUACAAUUUUUACGCGACCGCCGCUGUGAUCAUUCCGAUGCAGUGGGCCCGCGUCGAGCCGCUCGUCGCGGCUGGCUUUGACGUGCUCAACACGCUCCUCAUGUCGGCGUGCAUCUUUGCCGUCGGGCGCUGGGGCGUCAACAUGAACUGGCGCCGCGCGAUUGCGAUUGCGACGAUCGCCGAGGUCGUCAUCGACGGGUCCGUCAUGCUCUGCACGACGUGGGAUGUGGUCCGCAACCAGUUUUUCUUCAUGGGCGUGACGACCCCCGACACGAUUCCCGGCGCGGUCCGCUUUGUGAUUUCGGCGUUUUGUGCCGUCGAGAUUGCCGAUGUUGGCAACGAAGGCGCCGUGCACUCGCUCGUCACGUCGAUCGUCAACCUCUCGGACCCGGUCGCGACCAUGGUCUACAAGUACGUCGACUCGUUCUUUGACACGGAGGCCGACGACCUCGCGACCGACACGCUGCACGUUCGGUGGCAGGUCACGUACACGCUGCUGAUUGCUUACGGCAUGCAGUUGGCGUCGCUGGCGUUUCUACCGCUGCUGCCGCCUCAAAAAGCCGCCGUGCAAUGGCUCAAGAAGCGCGGCGGGACGCACGCGUCGGCGGCUGUUAUCAUUGUCAUCUGCUACUGCGCGGCGCUGGUGUUUUCCGUGACGACCAACAUCAUGUCACUGUAUAGUGCCACGUCGUGCCUGCGCAUUGCUGGCGGCGACGGCCGGCCCGUGCGCGACGCCUUGAACCGAACGAUUUGUGGCUAAUCGUCGUGAUGUUACACGGUUUAUUUAAACCAAAC
This is a messenger RNA of Saprolegnia parasitica CBS 223.65, 1808 nucleotides long. RefSeq lists its product as hypothetical. Lineage: Eukaryota; Oomycota; Saprolegniomycetes; Saprolegniales; Saprolegniaceae. The record is from RefSeq and is a predicted model, not a curated record. The transcript has a single exon. The coding region runs from base 1 to 1773 and encodes 590 amino acids.